Messenger RNA from Portunus trituberculatus (swimming crab), 1628 nucleotides. Its product is annotated as cytochrome P450 2C15-like. NCBI's taxonomy places the organism in Eukaryota, Metazoa, Arthropoda, Malacostraca, Decapoda, Portunidae. The transcript has 11 exons. Gene Ontology annotation, cellular component: cytoplasm; intracellular membrane-bounded organelle. The record is from RefSeq and is a predicted model, not a curated record. The coding region runs from base 44 to 1552 and encodes 502 amino acids. Gene Ontology annotation, biological process: xenobiotic metabolic process. Gene Ontology annotation, molecular function: heme binding; iron ion binding; oxidoreductase activity, acting on paired donors, with incorporation or reduction of molecular oxygen, reduced flavin or flavoprotein as one donor, and incorporation of one atom of oxygen.
UAUUGCUCCAUAUCUCGUCCAUUCCAACGCACCGCACUCAGGUAUGUCCAGCGUGCUCACCUGGGGAGCAGGGCUGGUGGGGGCGUGGCUCCCCACCUUUCUGGUGGUUCUGUUUACCACCGUCCUCGUUCUCAACGUCUUUGGAAGGAGACCCAAGAAUUUUCCACCUGGAAUGAUGAUCCUGCCCGUGGUGGGUUCCCUCCUGUCCAUGCCGCGGGGCCCCACCAUGGAGAUGCUGCGUGGUCUGAGGAAGAAAUACGGUGACAUAGCAAGCUUCGGAAUAUUCGGCAACAGAGUGGUGGUGGUGAGCAGCACCAGCCUACUGAAGGAGGUGUUCGCCUUGAGGGCCACGGCUGACCGCCCAGAAAUAGUGUUCACCACUGUGAGGAACAGAAUCCUCACAGACAACCGCAUAUCGGAUAUUGGUGUGGUGGGAACUAAUGGACAGAUAUGGCAGGAGCAGCGUCGCUUCAUGCUUCACCACCUGCGUGACUUGGGCUUCGGCAAGAGCAGCUACGAGCCCGUCAUGGUGGAGGAGAUUGCAGAGUUGCUGGACGACUUGGAGCGGGAAGAUGGUCGGCCCCUGCAAAUGAAGUAUCUCUUCAACCGCUCAGUGAUCAACAUCCUGUGGGCGAUGGUGAUGGGGCGGCGCUACCACUACGGCCACGCUAAACUCAACAAACUCAUGGCGACCUUCAUCAAACCCGCGGACUUCAACGAUCUCUACCCCAUGUACCAUCUGCCAUACAUCCUGGAGAUCAUGAAAUACUUCCCCUUUAAGAAACAGGCCAUCAAGGGAAUCAGAGACAUGCACUGUUUCCUUAAGGAGGAGCUCAAGGAGUUCAUGGCUGACGAAGAGCUCAAGAAGGGCGAUAACUUCACGGCACUCUACCUGAAGGAGAUAGAGAAAAAAGAGAAUCCAAACUUCAACAUGGACCAGUUGAUGGGCGUGAUGUUUGACCUGUUCGUGGCUGGCAUGGAGACCACCUCCAGCAGCCUCACUACAAUCGUCCACUUGAUGACCAAACACCCACACGUGCAACGCCGCGUGCAGGAAGAACUGGAUGAGGUGGUGGGCAGAGAUCGUCUCCCUUCCUUCUCUGACAUGGAACGUUUACCUUACGUGCAGGCAACCAUUCACGAGGCUCUGAGAAUACUGAACCUGAUCAAACUCUCCCUACCGCAUAUGACCGCUGAGGACUGCAAGCUUGGCGGCUACGACAUCCCCAAAGGAACCUGGCUGAUGGGUAACCUGGACGACGCUCACAGGAACCCCGAAUACUGGAAGAACGCUGGUACCUUCGAUCCUCAGAACUUUCUGGAUGAAAAUGGAAAAUUCAAGAAGAACAACGCCUUCGUGCCCUUUGGCGUGGGUAAACGUGUGUGUCCCGGCGAGCCCCUGGCCAGACUGGAGCUCUUUCUGUUCUUCAGUCACCUGUUCCAGCGGUUCACCUUCACAUUGGUGGAGGAACACAGACCACUCAUAGAAACCAACCCAAUGUUCAACACCCCGCCGGACUACACUGCCAGAGCAAAGUGCCGCACGAAAUAAACCUCAGCGUGACUUCAAUAAGCAGGAUGCCCUCACUCAUGUACCAAUCAAUGAAAAUGCACAUGAAAUCAUAAUA